AUGUCUUUCGUUUGGGUCCAGCAGUGGUUUGCGCUUCCGAUUGUCGUCGAAGGACAGAUGGGUGAUUUACCGCCCGAUUCACGAUCCCGUACCAUGGACUUCACCGCAGCUGGUCUUGCGCGUGAUGACCAGCAUGUGCCCCUACUAUCUUCAUCGCCUUACAAGGCGCAGGACAAUAACACCCCAUUUUACUCCCAGCUGAGCUCCAUUCCCCAGGGACAGCACCGACCUGACCAUCCUUCAUCCGCACAAGCAACACCAUAUUAUUCGUCGCAACAACAUGAAGCUUCCGCAUUCAAGAUGGGCGCAAUGGCUGGCGCAUUGCCCGACUACGGCUCCGACACGCAUCACCAGUCUUCGCAGUCCGUUCCCCGUUCGCUGUCCGGCGCGUCGACAUCUGCUCUCGUCUAUCAGCUCGGACAGAACUUGCAAAUACCUACGUACGCUUCCGGCAAUAUGCCUGUACACCCUUCCUAUAACUCAGGCUAUGCAACGAGUCCUUACCAACAAGGCUACAUGCCAUCGCAAAGUACACAAAGUGGGGUCUACCCUACGUACAAUCCAAAUCAGUCACGGAUCCAGGGCGUCGCUCCGAUGCAGAACCCUUACCAGCAAUACCCGCAAUCCUCUCAGUAUAUGUAUUAUCCGGCCCCUUAUGGAGCUCAAGGGCAGUACCCUGCAGGAUAUGCAGCGCAAGGCGUACAGAGUCAGACAAUGUUUGGAAGGAGACCCAGUUUGGUGACAGCCCCAACCGGCGUCCCUAGUCAGAACGUGGAACUGUCACCUCAUGAGGGCAGCUACACGGGCGCGCGAAUGGUGCAUGGUGACCCGCCUGCUGCAUUCGGCGCACCAUUCUAUCAAGGACCGGGAAUGCCUCGCCCUGCUUCUGUUAGCUCAAUUCCUCGUGGACCUCCUCGAAAACCGAAGCAGUCAGGUCACGCUCUUUGGGUGGGAAAUCUUCCACCGGGUACGACAGUGGUGUCACUGAAAGACCACUUCUCUCGCGAGGCUACCAAGGACAUAGAGAGCCUUUUCUUGAUUUCUAAAAGCAACUGCGCUUUCGUCAACUACCGAACCGAAGCCUCAUGCACUGCUGCCAUGCACAGAUUUCACGACUCGCGAUUCAACGGAGUGCGCCUUGUCUGUCGACUGCGCCGUAGCUCAGCACCAGCAUCGGGGGUACCUACCGGCCCCUCGGCUAUGGUAGGCACACAGCAGGUCAGCGCGUCCCCGCAUAUGUCUCCCAAGCAAGAUGGCGAAGCCGUGGAUGGCUUGCAAGAUGGAGUUUCAGAGUUACCGGCACAUCAGAGCGGCGAUGAGACUCCUGCCAAAUCCACAGCCGCUAACAAAUACUUCAUUGUUAAGAGUCUUACCCUGCAAGACCUUGAACUCAGUAUACGAAACGGCAUCUGGGCCACCCAGUCUCACAACGAAGACGUAUUGAACAAGGCCUACCAGUCGGCAGAGAAUGUCUAUCUGAUCUUCUCGGCCAACAAGUCCGGGGAGUAUUUUGGCUAUGCUCGCAUGACAUCACCCAUCCUAGAAGACGGUUCAGAGCUCAUAGGAUCGGCACCGAAAGCUGAGAACAUAAUGGACGCACCAGACGUACCAAAGUCGAUCCCUACACCGGCAACGGAAUGGGCACCAAGGGGAAGAAUCAUUGACGACUCAGCCCGAGGAACAAUCUUCUGGGAAGCAGAACUGUCCGACUCAGAGGCUGAAGAAGAGGUGACCGAAAAGGUCGAGACCCAAGUUGAUGGAGAUUCACCCGUCGUCGCGCAGAGCUGGGGCAAACCCUUCAAGGUUGAAUGGCUCUCUGCAACCCGCCUUCCUUUCUAUCGCACUCGUGGUCUCCGUAACCCUUGGAAUGCAAACCGCGAGGUCAAGAUCGCAAGGGACGGCACUGAGCUCGAACCCAGCGUCGGUGAACGUUUGAUUCAAAUGUUUCACCGUCUGGGUCCAUCGAAUUCUGGGGUCCCGAUGAUACCACCCGUACAACUGGGCGGACCUGUCAUCCCUCAGAUGAGGCCCUUUUGA
Messenger RNA from Macroventuria anomochaeta, 2037 nucleotides. RefSeq lists its product as uncharacterized. The transcript has 3 exons. The record is from RefSeq and is a predicted model, not a curated record. Gene Ontology annotation, molecular function: N6-methyladenosine-containing RNA reader activity; mRNA binding. Gene Ontology annotation, biological process: mRNA splicing, via spliceosome; regulation of alternative mRNA splicing, via spliceosome. Bases 1 to 2037 code for a protein of 678 amino acids. Gene Ontology annotation, cellular component: nucleoplasm. NCBI's taxonomy places the organism in Eukaryota, Fungi, Ascomycota, Dothideomycetes, Pleosporales, Didymellaceae.